AUGGGCACGCUUAGCAGCAAGGUUUCCGGAAGCUCGCUGCUCACUACCGCACAGACACGCGUCUUCCCGCCUGCACCUCCUGCGAAGCCGCUAGCCCCGGGCCACCGGCGCCACCGGUGUCGGGCAGGACGUCCCCGAGGAGCUGCACGGGUGACCCGGAGUGAGCGCGCUUCAGCGGAGCUGGCCACAGCCGGCCGCUCUGGCAACACAGCGGCGCCAUCGCCCACAGCCCCCACGGGAGAGGAAGCCCGCGGGGCCUGGAGCAAGGGCGGGCAGAAGGGGCCAACCGUCACUCCACCGAUGGUGGGACAGCAGCCCGGCGCCCAGGGGCCUGCAGGGCACCUCCAGGGCAGCUCCGCGAGACAGUGGCAUCCAGGCGGGAGAUCGGGGCCGGCAGGCAGGAGGAUGCGGCCUCCCACCAGGUCAGCAGCCACGGUGUGCCCGAAGCGCAAAGCAGCACUGUCCCCCUCAUGGCCGCCCCCCCCGUCGGACUCACGCGCCGCGCCUGGAGCAUCCCCGCCCGCGGCCCCGCGCCUGCUCCUGCUCCUGCUCCUCCUGCCCCCCGCCCCGGCUGCAGCCAUGGCCCACAGACGCCCCCGGAGCCAGGGCGGCGCCUGGAGCCCCGACGUGGCCUGUGGCCAUCGUUACAUACAGGGGAAGAUUUUGGGGGGCGCGGAUGCCCUGGAGCGGAGGUGGCCAUGGCAGGUCAGCGUGCACUACAGAGGCUUCCAUGUCUGCGGAGGGUCCAUCAUUGAUGAGUACUGGGUCCUCUCAGCUGCCCACUGCUUCGACAGGGACAAGAACAUGGAGGCAUUUGACAUAUACGUGGGGUUGGUGGACCUCAGGCUUGCAGGCAGUCACACCCAGUGGUUUGAGGUCAACAAGGUGAUCGUGCACCCCACCUACGAAGCGUACCACCCUGUGGGAGGCGACGUGGCCCUGGUGCAGCUGAAGUCCCGCAUCCUGUUUUCUGACUCUGUGCUCCCAGUGUGCAUCGCAUCCCCAGAUGUGAACCUUCACAAUGCCACUUGCUGGUCUACAGGGUGGGGACUCGUCUCCCCACAAGGCCAUGUCCCCAACAAGCUGCAGGAGGUACAGACACCUCUGAUCUCACUGCCCCUGUGCCAGCUGCUCUACGGACACCUGUCGUACAUCAUGCUGGACAUGCUGUGUGCCGGGGACAUCAGGGACAUGAGGACCGUGUGCGAGGGCGACUCUGGGGGUCCACUCGUCUGUGAAUUCAACCACACCUGGUUGCAGGUUGGCAUAGUGAGCUGGGGCCGUGGGUGCAUGUACCCUAUGUACCCUGCAGUCUAUGCCCGCGUCUCCUACUUCUCCAAAUGGAUCCAUUACCACAUGGAGCACACACCCCCGCCUUCUCAGCCACUCCCCGCCCUCGCCCGCGUGCUGGGGGUCUCUGUCAGCGUCCCUGUGGCCCUGCUGGCUGUCCUGCCCAUGUUGUGA
Messenger RNA from Enhydra lutris kenyoni (northern sea otter), 1464 nucleotides. RefSeq names its product protease, serine 38 (gene PRSS38). Lineage: Eukaryota; Metazoa; Chordata; Mammalia; Carnivora; Mustelidae. The record is from RefSeq and is a predicted model, not a curated record. The coding region runs from base 1 to 1464 and encodes 487 amino acids. Gene Ontology annotation, biological process: proteolysis. The transcript is spliced from 6 exons. Gene Ontology annotation, molecular function: serine-type endopeptidase activity.